CCGACUGUUGCAACAGAAAAUGUCGUAGAGGAACCGGAUUUUUGGGAAAAAUUUUGGUGGAAAAACUUCUACGAGGUUGUCCAGAUAUAGGAAACAUCUAUCUUUUAAUGAGGGUCAAGAAAGGCAAAUUAAUAAAUGACCGGCUUAAUGAACUUACCACCUUGCCCAUUUUCGCGCCCUUAAGAAAAAUAAAUCCAGAUUUUCAGAAGAAACUUAUACCAAUCAGUGGAGAUGCAACAAAAUCUGGAUUAGGUUUAUCAGAUGAGGAUCGUGCAUUAAUAAUAGAGGAGGUGUCCAUCGUAUUCCAUGCAGCUGCCUCUACUAAAUUUGAUGAUCCAUUACAAUUGAGUGUACCAAUUAACGUUAAUAGCGUAAUAGAAUUGAUCAGUAUUUGCAAAGAAUGCCAGAAAUUGAAAGCCGCUGUUUACGUAUCUACAGCUUUUAGUCAAUGCGUCCAUGAAAAUAUAGAAGAAAAAGUAUACCCGAUACCUAUGACGUAUGAAGAAAUUGAUUACACUGUACAGAUAAUGAAGCGACGGAAUUUUUCAGAAGAGGAAGAAGUUCAAUUCACUAAAAUAUUACUGGGGAAAUUUCCAAACACAUAUGUGUUUACUAAAUCGAUUGCUGAAGGAGUUUUAAAUGAAAAAGCAAGGGAUCUACCAUUUUCUAUUUUCAGAUUUCCUAUAGCUCUUGCAACUUAUAAAGAACCCGUACCUGGAUGGGUGGACACUGUUCAGGGAUUUAAUCAAGCAUUAGUGGGGAUCGGAAUUGGUGUGAUACGUGUAUUGAAUAUUGAUGAAAAUGCAAACUUGCACAUGGUACCUGCGGAUUUCGUCUGUAAUGCUUUAAUUGCUACUGCAUGGGAGACUGGUACUCUUGAAAAUAGAAAUCCGGAUGAGUUGCCAGUGUACAAUUAUGUUUGUGGUAAAAACAAUCGGAUUACGUGGUAUGAUUUCAGGCAAUUGUGUCUAAAACAUGGACCUAAGCAGAUACCAAUGAACGCCAUUUAUUACCCUGAUGCUUUUUACAUCAAGACUCUUGAAAUAUACGCUUUCUACAAUUUCUUCUUGCAUCUCAUCCCAGCCUUAUUAGGAGACGUUCUUCUGAGAAUAUUAGGAAAAAAGCCUAUACUUCAUAAAAUAUACAAGAAGGGAAAUAUAUUACUGGAAGUUACAAGAUUCUUUACGUUGUGGAACUGGUCAUUUGAAUCUGAAAGGGUGCAAUCUCUGUGGAAUAAACUUUCUAGAGGUGACAAAGACCUGUUACCCUUUGAUUUAACAUCGUUAGAUUGGGAGGACGCAAAUAUUGAAUGCUGGAAAGGGACUCUGAAGUAUGCACUGAAAGACAACGCGAGUUCGGAAGAACGAUUUCGUAAAUAUACCAGACUUUACACAGUUCAUCGCACGAUUCAGGUUUUAUUUGCAACUUUCAUACUUUGGCUCAUCUGGAAAUUAUAUUCCUGCGUAUAAAUUGAAUAAAAAAUUUCCGAGGGAUUACAAA
Molecule: messenger RNA, 1500 nt
Organism: Belonocnema kinseyi
Lineage: Eukaryota; Metazoa; Arthropoda; Insecta; Hymenoptera; Cynipidae
Product: fatty acyl-CoA reductase wat-like
Exons: 10
Coding region: 108-1469 (453 amino acids)
Biological process (GO): long-chain fatty-acyl-CoA metabolic process
Cellular component (GO): peroxisome
Molecular function (GO): alcohol-forming very long-chain fatty acyl-CoA reductase (NADP+) activity
Source: RefSeq, a predicted model, not a curated record